Messenger RNA from Loa loa (African eye worm), 483 nucleotides. RefSeq lists its product as hypothetical. The record is from RefSeq and is a predicted model, not a curated record. NCBI's taxonomy places the organism in Eukaryota, Metazoa, Nematoda, Chromadorea, Rhabditida, Onchocercidae. The coding region runs from base 22 to 483 and encodes 153 amino acids. The transcript has 4 exons.
AAAAAAAGAAUUUCCACGUACAUGUACUUACCUUUCCCAUCAAUUCUAAUUACUAUCUUCAUCAUUAUCACUGUGAAAGCAGAUGUCGAAAUAAUAGCUGAAAAAAAUGAUUCCUGUGGGAAUGAGUUAAAUCAAAGUUCGGUAGCGAUAAAUUCUUCACUGUGCGACAUUAUUAGGACAUUAGAUGGUCAUGAAUGGUCACAAGCAGAAGAAAAUGUGACAUCACUGUCCAGUGUAAUCAAUGGUCAUGUGGUUGAGCAAAAAGUGACUUCAACAGAAUCAACUAAAACCCAUAUCAAUGAUAAUUUUGAAGAUUUAAGAGGACGGAUAUCAGUGGAAACACUGGAUCUUAUCAAAAGACUUCAUAUGCUAUAUCUUAAUACGGAAAAUUCUAAUAAGCAAUCGACAUCCUUAUCUUCCGGCGAAAAUAAAUCAAGAAAGGAAGAAAUUAUCCAUGUUUCAGGCAAGCUAGAAAUAUUAUAA